Messenger RNA from Kwoniella shivajii, 1758 nucleotides. RefSeq lists its product as uncharacterized. Lineage: Eukaryota; Fungi; Basidiomycota; Tremellomycetes; Tremellales; Cryptococcaceae. Bases 1 to 1758 code for a protein of 585 amino acids. The record is from RefSeq and is a predicted model, not a curated record. The transcript has 5 exons.
AUGAUUCACCUCUUAACCAUUCUCGCACACCUCGCAUGUGUGAUUGCGGCGAUAACGUCACAGCAGCCCUUGCAGACGAACUCGAAUGAGCCAUCUAUUCUCUCGUCAAGCUUGAGAGAGAGGAUAGACACACUGAGAGAGAAAUGGGGGGUCAAGGGUAUCAGCAUUGGAUUAGCGGCUUCACCCAAUUCCACGAUACAUACAUCUGGGAAAGAUAAAUGGACGUUAGAGACAAUGUCAUUUGGAGAAGCAGACCGAUAUGGAAAUAAGGUGGAUGGUGAUACGAUGUUCGCGAUUGCCUCGAAUUCGAAGCUAUUUACCGCUUUAUCCAUUGGACUGCUCGUGGAGAACAAUACCGUUCUACCUAAUGGGGAAAGACUGGAAUGGUCCAGCAAAGUGAAGGAUAUCUUGCCGGAAUGGAAAUUGAAAGAUCGAUACGCUUCAGAUCACAUGGACUUGAUCGAUCUAGCUUCGAUGAGGUCUGGCAUGCCUAGACAUGAUUAUAUUCACGGUGGCGAGUCUCCGGCACAAGUCAUAUCAUUCAUGCGACACCUUAACCCCUCCACCGAAUUUCGUCAGAAUUGGCAAUAUAAUAACCAUCACUACUUUGCUCUUGCGUUGAUUGUCGAGAGACUCUUGCAGAUUCCAUUUCAGGACUAUGUCAAACUUCAUAUACUGGAUCCCAUCGGAAUGUCAAGCACGACUCACAAUUCUACAGAAGCCUUAAUAUCUGGACAUAGAAGUGAUUCUUUUACACGUACGGGUGUAAAUGUGACAGCCUGUUGGGAAGGAAUAGACAGGAGAGUGGACAAAUUAGCCGCAAGCUGCCUGACAGAGCAAGGAACCUUUGGGUGGUGGACUGCGAGUGAUGGAUUAUUCGAAGCAGGUGUGGGAGGUGUAGUGACCUCAGGCAAGGACAUGGCAAAAUGGGUAAAAGAACUUCUACAUCCAACUGUCUUACCCCAUUCUUUGGUUGAUAAAGUUACAACAACGCACACUGUGAUGUCAGGUACUGCGGAUCAUCUUGAAUACGGUGUCUUCACAUACGGUCUGGCCCAAUGGGUCUAUACCUAUCGGGGUCACGCUGUACAUACUCAUACGGGCAGUGUGCCCGGCCAGCAUUCGCGAAUGCUUCGAAUCCCGUCUCUUGGAUUUGGCUUUAUGAUAGCCAUCAACGAUGACAACUUCGGCACACUUUUCCAAGAGACUAUAGCAAAUAUGAUUGUGGAUGAGGUAUUGAACCUAGACCCACUCGACUGGGAGUACAAGAUCGCCAAGCAGAUGUUCAAAAUCCCGCUAUAUCCGGACGCUCCGGAAGACCCCAAGCCACACGUUGAACAUAUCGAGGGAAUAUAUCAUCAUGCAAGUUAUGGCGAAGUCAAUCUUGUCGAGGUUCAUAUACCUGAAUCGAAAAUUGAUCUACCGUUCUCCGAUCUGACUCUCAACGCGCCUCUUAAUAUAACAGGUCCAGUCUUUGUGGCUGAGAUCGACAAGAUUUUUGUGACUCAUUUGGUUUUCACGCAUUUCGAUGGACCUCUUUUCAACUGGACUGGGGUAUAUGUCGCUGAUAAACUUGGCAAGCAUGACAAAGUCUUAGGCAAGCUUACCCAGGUCGUUCAGGUUGGCACCGCGGUGAUAUUGGAUGAUGGUAUAGGUAUGUUCGGAAAUUGGUGGGGUAAAGGCAGCACAGUGGAAAGCUCAAAAGUGAACUUGACCCAAACAAAGAAACAUGCAGAAGUCUGGUUUGAGAAGCGGUAG